Messenger RNA from Drosophila arizonae, 3698 nucleotides. It is a transcript of the gene Oseg4, whose product is annotated as intraflagellar transport protein Oseg4. Lineage: Eukaryota; Metazoa; Arthropoda; Insecta; Diptera; Drosophilidae. Gene Ontology annotation, cellular component: intraciliary transport particle A; non-motile cilium. Gene Ontology annotation, molecular function: protein binding. The record is from RefSeq and is a predicted model, not a curated record. Gene Ontology annotation, biological process: non-motile cilium assembly; protein localization to cilium; intraciliary retrograde transport.
UACUCAAAGUAUUGCUAUGGCAAUAAUUUACGAACGAAAACAGGUGUAAACAAACUGCAGAGCGAAAAACAGCGUGAAUUAAAAAAUGUUUGUUUAUCUAAGCAAAAAGAUCGCAAUUCCCAACAAUGUGAAGCUAAAUUGCAUUGCAUGGAACAAGGAGGAAGGCUACAUUGCGGUUGCCGGCACAGAGGGAUUGCUGAAGGUGCUCAAAUUGGAUCAAGCUGCCAAUAAUGGGCCGAGCAAAGGCGGCCUUGCCGCCGUUUCCAAUCUCUCGAUGAAUCAGACAUUGGAUGGGCACAAGGAAUCGGUUAAGGUGGUGACUUGGAAUGAUGCACAGCAUAAGCUAACCUCGUCGGAUGUAGACGGCGUUAUAAUGGUGUGGAUGCUGUACAAGGGCGCCUGGUAUGAGGAGAUGACCAACGAUCGUAAGAAAUCAACGGUGGCUGGCAUGAGCUGGACCUCGGAUGGCACCAAAAUCUGCAUUGUGUAUGAGGAUGGCGCCAUCAUUGUGGGCUCCGUCGAUGGCAAUCGUAUCUUUGGCAAGGAGCUUAAAAAUACCCAUCUAACUGGCGUGCAAUGGAGUCCAGAUAAUCGACUCAUACUGUUUGCCCUGGCCAACGGCGAAUGCCAUCUGUACGAUAAUCAAGGAAACUUUGCGAUGAAACUCAACAUUAAGUGCAUUACGCUCAGCAGCUCAGCGGGUCGUAUUCAGCGCAUUGCGAGCAUCAGCUGGUUUAGCGGAACCUUGAACAAUCGCAGCCGACCUGUUUUAGCGAUUUGCUAUGAGAACGGAAAGGUGCAAAUUAUGCGCAAUGAAAACGAUGAUAAUCCGGCAAUUUUUGACACAGGCAUGCGUAACGUGGACGCCAAGUGGAAUCACGAUGGCAGCGUGCUGGCCAUUUGUGGCACAUCUCUGGAGGCAGCCAGCCCAAUGCGGGAUACCAAUCAGGUCUGCUUCUACUCACCGCUGGGACGGCUACAUCGCACCCUAAAAGUGCCUGGCAGUGACAUUACGUCCGUUAGCUGGGAGGGCAAAUCGUUGCGCAUUGCAAUGGCUGUCGACUCGUUUAUAUAUUUUGCCAAUAUACGGCCCGAGUACAUUUGGUGUUACUUCGAAAAGACGGUUGUGUUUCUCAACAGCAGCAACGGCAAUGGCGGCAGUGGCAGUGGCGGCAGCAGCAGCUCGACUAACGUCAUUACCUUCUGGAACACGGUGUCCAAUCAGAGUUUCCUCAAGGAGGUGGAGCCUACACUCUGCUUGGCUGCCAGCAACGAGCACUGUGUGAUCGGCGUAGAAUGUGUUAGCAGCAAUAUUAAAGAGAUUGCGCUCAGCACGCUGGAAACACACAACAAUAGCAACAAUUCUGAUGGCCGGGUAUAUCAGCUUUUGCUGUGCAACUCCAUUGGGACGACAGUGGACUCCAAGUAUACGGAUAUCAAGCCUCGAUUUGUGGGCAUUAAUGCUGCUUAUGUGGUGAUUGCUUCGUACGAGGAAAUACUCAUUUGGCAUUAUUAUACGCCAAAGAGCACAUCCAAUUUACAUGGUGUUAAAGCGCGUAAGGAAAAGAGAUUUCACAUCCACGAUACGCCAACUGGCGUGGAUUUGUCUAAGGAUCUGCUAGUGCAGGGCGAGCAACGUCGUGUAAUCGAUCCGAUCUGUGCGAUUGCUUUAUCCGAAAAACUCUUGCUUGUCGCCUGUGAGUCGGGCGUGAUAAAUGAGUACAGCGUGGCGAAUGUUUCCCUAAGGAAUCGCCACACUACCCACUCCAAGAUCCACAAAAUUGCCAUCAAUUGCAAUUCCACUCGUGCGGCAAUUAUAGAUAAUUUGGGCGUGAUGACGCUCUUGGAUCUGGAUGACAAUCGAGAGACGCAGCUGAACUUUAGUCGCGUGGAACGCAAGGAUGUUUGGGCUGUUAGCUGGGCUAAGGAUAAUCCCUUGCUGCUGGCCCUCAUGGAGAAGACGCGCAUGUACAUCUUUCGUGGUAACGAUCCCGAAGAGCCCAUCUCUUGCUCUGGCUACAUAUGCACUUUUGAGGACUUGGAGAUUACUAGCGUGCUGCUGGACGACAUCAUCAGCUGCGGUGAGCUGCAGAACUCCUCUCAUCUCAUACAGUUGAGGGUGAAGUCGUUGCGCGACACAGACGAUCUGUUGGAGCAUGUUGGACUUGAGGAUGCCAAGCAGUUCAUUGAGGAUAAUCCACAUCCACGUCUGUGGCGUCUGUUGGCAGAAUCGGCCUUAAAGCAACUGGAACUGGAGACAGCUGAGAAUGCAUUUGUACGCUGUGCCAACUAUCCGGGUAUUAAGCUGAUCAAGCGGCUGCGCAAUAUCACCUCGCAAAUACUACAAAAGGCUGAGAUCGCUGCCUUCUAUGGAGAGUUUGAUGAGGCCGAGAAGCUGUACAUGGAUGCGGAUCGAAGGGAUCUGGCUAUUGACUUGCGCAUGACUCUUUGUGACUGGUUUAAAGUGGUGCACCUCUAUCGCAUGGGCGGCGCCGGUGUUUCGGAUCAGCAAAUGGAAACGGCCUGGCGUGAGAUUGGACAUCACUUUGCCAAUCUGAAGUCCUGGGAGAGUGCCAAGGAGUACUAUGAAAAGUCCCAUUACCUAGAGGGCUCCAUUGAGUCUCUUUACCACUUGGAACAGUUUGAUGAGCUGGUAACGUUCGUCGACAAACUCUCAGAGAAGAGUCCGCUGCUUACGAAGUUAGCUGAGAUGCUAGUCUCUGUUGGAAUGUGCUCGGAGGCUGUGCAGGCAUAUUUGAAAUUCGGCGAUCCUAAGGCCGCUGUCAAUGCGUGCGUGAAUCUGCGUCAAUGGGGCCAAGCUGUGGAGCUGGCUCAAAGGUAUCAAAUGCCGGAGGUGAAUGUGCUGCUCAGCAAACAUGCAGCACAGCUCUUGAACGAAGGACGGCUGCCGGAGGCCAUUGAGCUACAGCGCAAGGCUGGGAAGCAUUUGGAUGCAGCGCGUCUGCUCUGUAAGCUGGCCGAGCAGGAAGUGGAGAAGCGUGCCCCGUUGUUGCGCAUCAAAAAGAUUUACAUACUGGCCGCUCUGCUUGCCGAAGAUCAUCUCAAGUCGCUGGCCACGCCCCAAUUGGACUAUGCCAUCGAUCGGAAUCGCCUGCUAGACGAGAUUAGUUUGGAGGAUGCUGCUUACAUUGAGCGCAUCUGGCACUGCGCUGAGGGCUAUCAUUAUAUGCUGCUCGCCCAGAGGCAACUACGUUUUGGCAUCAUGCACAGUGCUGUGAUCACAUCCCUGCGACUGCGUGACUACGACGAUGUCCUGCCCGUGGAGGAUAUAUACAGCCUGCUAGCUUUGGCCAGUUGUGCAGACAGAUCUUUUGACACUUGCUCGCGGGCAUUCAUGAAGCUGGAGUCCCUGGAAUCGCUGCCCGAGAAGAUGCAGCAAGAGUACGAGGAGCUGGCCGUAAGCAUAUUCUCGAAAAAUGAGCCCGAGGAUCACAAAGUGGACACCGUCGCAUGCUAUAGCUGUGCGGCCCAUGUGCCGGACAAUUUGCCAUCCUGCAUGGAGUGUGGUGCUCGUUUUCCGGGCUGUGUUUCGUCUGGCAAGCCCAUCACGCAGCCAACGAGCAAUAUUUGGAUAUGUUCAACCUGCCAUCAUUGCGCAUCGCCCAUGGAGAUAACAAGGCAUCGAACAUGUCCGUUAUGUCAUAGCCCAAUUGCCUUAAUAAAGUGAAUAAUGAUAA